Molecule: messenger RNA, 1683 nt
Organism: Cladophialophora psammophila CBS 110553
Lineage: Eukaryota; Fungi; Ascomycota; Eurotiomycetes; Chaetothyriales; Herpotrichiellaceae
Exons: 6
Coding region: 1-1683 (560 amino acids)
Biological process (GO): transmembrane transport
Molecular function (GO): transmembrane transporter activity
Source: RefSeq, a predicted model, not a curated record
AUGACUAUGGAACUUGCUCAGCAAUACGGUCCCAAAUACCAAGAUCCUGGGGGAAAAGAGGCCUUGAAACGGGAGCCGGUGCCACCUCAACCCGAUGGUCGAGCACGUUCGCACCGCCUACUGCAAGGCGAGCGGCAGAGUCUGGGAUUGAAGGCCAACACGGAAGAAUAUCAGAGCCAAUCCUCCGAGCCUACGGGGUCGAGCAAGUCGUCUUCGGAACCGUCCAUCACAAAACCCCUGCCGGCUGCACCGUACCACGUUCUAGAGAAAAGACAGAAGAGAGUCAUUGUCUACCUCAUAUCCAUGGCCGCUUUUUUCUCUCCUCUAUCGUCCAAUAUCUAUCUCCCAGCAGUCGAUCAGAUUGCAAAGGAUCUUCAUGUCACUGUCGGCGCUGUCCUCUUAAGCAUUACUGUAUACAUGGUUGUACAGGGGCUGGCACCCUCUUUUUGGGGGGCGCUUGCGGAUUCAAGAGGCCGGAGACAGACUCUGAUAUACACAUUGACAUCAUAUUUGAUUGCGAAUCUUGGGCUUGGGUUGACGCCCAACUUCUCCGCUCUUAUGGUAUUCCGUGGCUUGCAGGCAUUCGGGAGCUCGGCCACAAUUGCAAUAGGCUCUGGUAUCAUCAGUGAUCUUGCAGAACCUGCUGAACGUGGUGGCUUCGUUGGGGUCUUCAGUGGAAUGCGUAUGCUCGGUCAAUCCGUCGGCCCUGUGGUUGGAGGUACACUCACUCAAUUUCUGGGCUUCCGUGCCAUAUUCUACUUUCUCCUUAUCCUCGGAGCGGUUGUUGUUACGAUCAUCAUCUUGAUCCUUCCGGAGACGCUACGGUCCAUUGCCGGAGAUGGAAGCGUCAGAUUAAGAGGUUUUCUGUAUCGACCAGUGCUUCCUCUUCUUGUGGAUGAGCCAACAGGCCGAACGGAAGCGGAUCUCGGCGGCCGAGCAGCCUUUUCCUGGGCCGCCGUAUUUCAACCUCUGAAGAGCUUGUUGGCUAAGGACGUCUUUGUCACGCUCUUUUUUGGGAGCAUCGUCUACGCAGUCUGGAGCAUGAUGACUGCCAGUACCACCAAACUUUUCAAAGAACAUUACAACCUAAGUAACGUGCAGCUGGGUUUGGCCUUUGUACCCAGUGGACUUGGCUGCGUCGUGGGCAGCAUUGCAACAGGAGUUCUCCUAGACCACGACUACAAGAAGACAGAAAAGGAGUACCGCAAACGGCGCAAGCUUCCUCCUUCGACUAAGAUCAACCCAAGAGACUUUUCCGACUUUCCAGUCGAGCGUGCCCGGCUCCGCAAUCUUUGGUGGGUAGUCAUGCUAUUUAUUGGGACUCUCGCCGCAUUCGGGUUCAGUCUCGGUACGGACAUUGAUCUGCCAUUUCUGCUACAGUUCAUCAUCUCCGCCACGGCGACAUCCGUUUUUAAUAUCAAUUCAGCCCUUGUGAUUGAUCUCUUUCCCGGCAAAUCGGCCAGUGCAACGGCCAUGAAUAAUCUGAUGCGGUGUUCUGUUGGUGCUGUGGGCGUUGGAGUGACUGAGCCACUGUUGUCUCUCGUUGGACCCAAGAUUUCCUUUGCGAUAUUGGCGGGAAUCACGGCCGUGUUUUCAUCGCUGGCCUGGGCACAGUCGAGGUAUGGCAUGCGGUGGAGGAUGGAGAGAGAAAAGAAGAGGGAUCAUCAACAAGCAGCUGUUUGA